CGCCAACGACAACGAAGGCCCAAGGCCCUCUAUCUCACCGUCAUGAGUGUUGCUUCUUUGCUUGCGACAACGUCGGCUACUGCACUCUCUGCACUCAACACGUCCAGCUCAAUCCCUGCCAAUUACUCAUUUAACAUCUCGUUCAAUCUGUCACUUGGCUCCCUCUUGACCGCAUUGCCCUCUCGCAUUAUUCAUAACCUUCGUCGUCUGGAACAAAUUAAUACAGAACAGACUAUACGUCUUCAGGAAGAGCUCUCUCGCGCCCGGGUUGAGAGGCAGGUGGCCGCUGGUGCCGAUCCCGGCACGUACAUGCAUCCUCCAGGUCACCCUUGGGCCUUCCUUGCGUCGGGGUAUGUCAUCAGUCUAUUUAUCAUGGCACUUCUGGUCAACCGGAUACAACAUAUCGUCGUUCCCUCGCAAAAUCGUCCGUCUCUACACAGACCACAUCACUCCUCUCGCAUCAACUUCCGUAAUCCCAUGUCGAUCCUUCGUUCUCUCAGGUCAUUAAUAUUCCCCGUCGAUCUUUCCUCCAAACUCUCGCGUUUCGUGUUCCGUAUACCCACCCUCCUACUUUUGGGGCGCUCAAUAUUUCUCUGGAGCAUCAUCUUACUGCAGACCUCCGGCUGGUUCCCCAGUGACAGUCAAUGGGAAUGGGUGCAGGCUCUUGAUGAUUGGGGUGCUCAACGGGAGAUGCAACACAUCUGCUGGGACACCUUCUGCGCUGUUUGUGCCACGCUGGGCGUUAGCUCUCUGACCAGGGGGCUAGAGGGGCUCGGCGCAGAUGGAAACUCGCCGUUCAAUCUUUUAGGCUACGCAUUUCUUCUACAUCUUUACUCCUCACCACUCACGCAUACGAUCAAACUCGAGAACCUCCCCUCCCGGCCGGACAUGCACGUCAUCAUAUCUAUUCUACUUCCACUCCUUCAACUCACCACAAUACACGCACUCGGCAUUUCGCCCCGUCUGUCCUCGCACCGGCUCGUUCCAACCACGGUCUUCACUCUCCUGACCCUCCUUCACUUCAACACUGUGAUAUUCUUCACUUCCUCAAACUAUCCGCUUAUCAACUACACAUCCUGCGUAUUCGAGAGCAUGCUGCUCGGCGUGACGGUCAUGGCGUUCGGAUUGAACGCGAUCACGCAGCUGUUGUUAGAAGGCGAGGUCCGUAGAUGGGGGCUUUUUGGGCGAAGGGACGUCAUGGGCGACGGAGGCGGAAGAUACUGGGAGGAAGAUUUCGGUGUCGUACUCCUCCGACUCGGAAAAGCCUGUGUCGAAAUCACAGCCAUGGAAGGUCUUGGUAACGAAGUCGGGUCCGUCAACCUCUCACCCUCUAAACCGCGUUCCCGCUCCCGCUUUUCCGCACUCGCCGCCCCUCCUGCGACCGAAUACGGAGAAGUAUCUCUGAGUAGAGCUGGGGCGACUCUAGUCAGCCAUACAAGGUUGAUGGCACGGACGCAGGAGGGCCAGGUAAGGGUGAGAAGUAGAAAGGUUGGGUUUGAGAAUGAGGUAAGGGCGGUCAGAGCCGGGAGGAAGAGUAACAGUAGAGUUGGGAGUGGGGCUGAUGGGGUCACGACGAGGUUUUGGGUUUAUUGGGGUUUAAGGAGGGAGUUUGGGAGGUUAGGAAGGGAGUGGGUUGGUGCGUUCGGGAGGAUCGCGAGGAAGGUUUGGGGACGGGUUAUGGGAGCUGCGUUUGGGGACGGAAGUCCACGCAGGUACACACGCGCCAGAGGGGAAGAUGCCCAGGAUAUCACACCUGUUUCAGUGGACGGCUCUGACGAAGAGGAGAUAUUCGAAGAUGAGGACUAUGGGAGAUUUCUGGCCGGAGAAAUGCUUUCGGACGACGAAGACGAAGAGUACGUUCCGCGAGGCUCUGUACCGCCGGACUUUUCGUCUUCUGAGGACGAGGAAGGACCUACCGAGCCUGGUUCGGAGACCGCAGGUCUCUAUGCAGACCUGUCUUCCUCCACCGGGAUAACGCCCCAUUUACUGGCGCACGUCACCAGUGAGGGAGGCUCGCCAUUGACGCGGAGACGGUAUCAGAGUGUGGUGUUCCCGCCUACCACAGACAUUAUUCACGCUGCUAGAGAGAGUACUGUGGAGGUGGAAGAUAGGAACUGGAAUGAGUUCGUAGAUGAUAUGCGAGUAGCAGCCGGCCCUCCGAGGGACGAUAGCGACGAUGAACGCAGGCGGUACUGUGUCAUCUGCACGGUGGAGGAAAGGCAGAUUAUUUGCUGGCCUUGUCGAUGUCUAGCUCUUUGCAACGAGUGUAGGGAGAACCUUGCCUCUCGCUUCGCUCCUUCGGAACAUUCUUGUCCUUGCUGCAGACAACCCGUGGAGGGGUUCUCCAGGAUCUACAUCCCUUAGUCUGUCUUACCUCGAACACGGCGGUCAGUCGAAUUGCUAUUUAUUUCGAGUACCGGCGUGUGAAACGGAUGGAUCAGGCUUGCUUGACCGCUAGGCCGUGCUUUGUAAUAUAUUUAUUGUACUUGCUAUGAGUUGUUUU
Stereum hirsutum FP-91666 SS1 is the source of this 2503-nucleotide messenger RNA. RefSeq lists its product as uncharacterized. Gene Ontology annotation, molecular function: ubiquitin protein ligase activity. Lineage: Eukaryota; Fungi; Basidiomycota; Agaricomycetes; Russulales; Stereaceae. The transcript is spliced from 5 exons. Bases 43 to 2364 code for a protein of 773 amino acids. Gene Ontology annotation, biological process: protein ubiquitination; ubiquitin-dependent protein catabolic process. The record is from RefSeq and is a predicted model, not a curated record.